CACGUGGCCGGUUUUUACUUUGCAAAUGGCUUUUGUCUGCUUCUGAGUGCUGCCCGUGUCCAUCCCGGCGGGAAGAGCUUCGCGGUGCAAAGGUGGCAUUGCAGUAAUUCUUCUCGCCUUCUGUCCCCUGGGGGAGAAGGGGGGGGGGGGGGGGGAGACAGUUGCAAUCGAGGCAUCUGGUUUUUGAUCCAGCGACUGUUGUUGCACUGUUGGGAGCUCCGCUGCACCAUGCGCCACACGAUAGAAGUGUCAAUCCCGUCCUUCCGAUACGAGGAGAGUGAUCUGGAGAGAGGAUACACGGUAUUUAAAAUUGAAGUACUCAUGAGUGGAAGGAAGCACUUUGUAGAGAAACGGUACAGUGAAUUUCAUGCACUGCAUAAAAAGCUGAAGAAAAGCAUCAAAGCACCUGAAAUGCCUUCAAAGCACGUGAGGAACUGGGUACCUAAAGUCUUAGAACAGCGACGCCAUGGUUUGGAAGCCUACCUCCAGACAAUUCUGAUUGAAAAUGAAGAACUGCCCAAGAUAUUCUUGGACUUUCUUAAUAUUCGCCAUCUUCCUUCUCUUCCAAAAAUUGAAAGUUGUGGCUCCAUUGAAGACUAUGAAUCUGAAGAAUUCAGCAAACUAUCCCACCAGCCAGUGCUGCUUUUCCUGAGGGAUCCAUACAUCUUGCCCACAGCCACCGAUGACUUCCCAAACGUAGUGAUUGAAGGUGUUCUACAUGGUACGUACUACCCAUACCUUCAAAUAAGGUAGAGUGGAUUCUACACAAAAGGCAUCUCUGGAGAUCCAGUGCCAACAGUUAUUGGAGGUGUACAUGUUUUUAUAAGAAACUGUUGGUUCUCAACGUUCUUCCUUGACAGGAUGCACAUUUUAAGGUUAUUAUACCAUUUAAUUUUAACUUUUACAUUAUUCAUUUAAUUAAUGUCUAUAUAUAAAGCAGACUUCCAUGUAAAUGCUUAUCAAUGAAUGUGAUAUUUCAGCAUAAAUCAUGAGUAUGGAACUAAUGAAUACUAUGGAAAUAUUUUUGUGUAAUUUUAAAGUCAAAUGUAUUAGUUCAUUAUUAAGUAGAGAAUAUUUCUGUUUUAUGGCUUAGAUGUAUUUUCCAGUUUGAAAUAAAAACUCUAAUCAAUAUAGCAACAGUUGAAGUUGGACAAUGUAAGAAUGUUUGUUGCAUUUAAUUAUGUAGAAUGAAAAAAUAUUUAUCACUAAAUCACAUUACUGUCCUUUUUACUGUCAUAAUCUUAUUGAACAUUGAAUUGGUAAAACACUUCUUUAUUAGAAUCACUUGUUUUAUGUAA
Messenger RNA from Pristis pectinata (smalltooth sawfish), 1298 nucleotides. RefSeq names its product sorting nexin-24-like. The record is from RefSeq and is a predicted model, not a curated record. Lineage: Eukaryota; Metazoa; Chordata; Chondrichthyes; Rhinopristiformes; Pristidae. The transcript has 7 exons. The coding region runs from base 229 to 753 and encodes 174 amino acids. Gene Ontology annotation, molecular function: phosphatidylinositol phosphate binding.